Durio zibethinus is the source of this 1052-nucleotide messenger RNA. RefSeq lists its product as uncharacterized. Gene Ontology annotation, biological process: endocytosis. The record is from RefSeq and is a predicted model, not a curated record. Gene Ontology annotation, cellular component: clathrin vesicle coat; plasma membrane; endosome. Gene Ontology annotation, molecular function: clathrin binding; phospholipid binding. NCBI's taxonomy places the organism in Eukaryota, Viridiplantae, Streptophyta, Magnoliopsida, Malvales, Malvaceae.
CAAAUCAUCUUUUUAGACAGUAGUUGGUGACUUAAAUUGUUUUUUUCUUUUUUUUUGCUGUAAUGGAGUUGUUGCACCCUGUAUGCUUAGCUAAGGAUAUAUGAAAGAAACUUCAUCAAGAAUGUCUUUCACAUUUAUCCUUGUUUACAUGCCUUGUUAAUCCUUCAUAUCUCCAAAACACCAAAUUUGCAAAAAUGGGUAGUCUUGUUUUCCAUGAAUUCAAAAAGCAAGCUUCUUUUUUCUUCAAAGAAAAGAUCAAGACUGCUAGAUUGGCUUUAACAGAUGUUACACCAGUAGAAUUAUUAACAGAAGAAGCCACAAAUGGAAAUAUGCUAUCACCAAAUGCCUGUAGCAUGAGUGCAAUAUCAAGGGCUGCCUUUGAAGUUGAUGAUUAUUGGAGAAUUGUUGAUAUUUUACACAAGAGAUUGUCAAAGUUUGAUCCAAAGAAUUGGCGUUCCUGUUACAAUGCUUUAGUUUUAUUGGAACAUCUGUUAACUCAUGGUCCUUUAAGGGUUGCUGAGGAGUUUCAGAAUGAUAAAGAUUCAAUCAAGGAAAUGGGAGAUUUUCAAUAUAUCGAUGAGAAAAGGUUCAAUUGGGGCUUGAAUGUCAGAAAAUUAUCAGAGAAAACCUUGAUGUUACUUGAAAAUGAGUCAUUCCUCAAAGGAGAAAGAGCAAGAGCUCGAAGACUAACAAUGGGGAUCAAAGGUUUUGGGAGCUUCAACCAGUUUUCCUCUUCAAGGGAUGAAAGUUUCAAGUCGUUUACCAACUAUGGAAGAUCGAAUUCUCAAAACCAUGGGGAAGACUAUUUCAUGGAAUUUAAAGAGAAAGUCCCAUCAAAGGAAGGGAUCAGAAUAACAGAAGAAGACAGCUACAAUCAGAUCAAGUUAGCUCCAGAGAAGCAAAAACUCAACACUAAUCAGUCUUUGGAAAUCAAUGGAGAUAGAUUUAACAGAGAAACGGAACAUCCAUUCUGUGAGGAUGGUCAGCAAGAGACUGAAGAAUCAUUGCUUUCUCCAAUCAUGUGAAAACUUUAUUUGAAAACAAUUUCUUUA